Erinaceus europaeus (western European hedgehog) is the source of this 2716-nucleotide messenger RNA. It is a transcript of the gene WRNIP1, whose product is annotated as WRN helicase interacting protein 1. Gene Ontology annotation, biological process: DNA repair; regulation of DNA repair; DNA-templated DNA replication. The coding region runs from base 281 to 2275 and encodes 664 amino acids. Gene Ontology annotation, cellular component: nucleus. Gene Ontology annotation, molecular function: enzyme activator activity; DNA binding; ATP hydrolysis activity. The transcript is spliced from 7 exons. NCBI's taxonomy places the organism in Eukaryota, Metazoa, Chordata, Mammalia, Eulipotyphla, Erinaceidae. The record is from RefSeq and is a predicted model, not a curated record.
CCGAGCGAGACGGGGCCCGCGGUAGCUGGGGCCAACCUAUACGGACUACUCUUCCCGACGCUCCUCGCGUGGCAACGCCGCGGGCUUGCCGAGGGCGGGAGGACGCGGGAAGCUCCGGACGUGAGGCAUGAGUGGCGCCCUCCCCCGGCCCGCUCGAAUCCUUCUUCCUCCCGGAGCGAGGGUCGCGCGGUGCAGGGCCUAGCCACGGGCCGCGCUUGCCCUGGGCGUGGGCAGGGGUUGCAGCGGCCGCGCCGGGCGCGGGGGGCAGGCGGCGGCCACCAUGGAAGUGAGCGGGCCGGAAGACGACCCCUUCCUCUCGCAGCUGCACCAGGUGCAGUGCCCCGUGUGCCAGCAGAUGAUGCCCGCCGCGCACAUCAACUCGCACCUGGACCGCUGCCUGCUGCUCAACCCCGCCGGGCACGCUGAGCCGGCGGCCGGGCCGCAUCGCGCCGGGGAGCGGCCCAAGGGACCGUCCCCGCCCAGCGCCAAGAAGCGGCGGCUGUCGGAGAGCUCGGCGCUGAAGCAGCCGGCCACCCCGACGGCGGCCGAGAGCAGCGAGGGCGAGGGCGAGGAGGGCGACGACGGGGGCGAGACCGAGAGUCGGGAGAGCUACGACGCGCCGCCCACGCCCAGCGGCGCCCGCCUCAUCCCCGACUUCCCCGUGGCCCGCUCCAGCAGCCCGGGGAGGAAGGGCUCCGGCAAGAGGCCGGCCGCCGCCGCCGCCGCCGCCGCCGCCGCCGCGGCCGCGAGCAGCACGUCUCCGCGGAGCUGGGACGAGGCGGAGGCUCCGGAGGAGGAGGAGGCGGGAGGCGACGGGGACGCCGAUGCGGACGGCGAGGAAGACCCGGGCCACUGGGAUGCGGACGCCCCCGACGCCGCAGCCUUUGGGGCCGGCCGGCCGCACGCGCGGGCGCUGGCGGCAGAGGAGAUCCGGCAGAUGCUGGAGGGCAAGCCGCUGGCCGACAAGAUGCGGCCCGACACGCUGCAGGACUACAUCGGGCAGAACCGAGCCGUGGGGCAGGAGACCCUGCUGCGGUCGCUUCUGGACACCAACGAGAUCCCCUCGCUCAUCCUGUGGGGGCCGCCGGGCUGCGGCAAGACCACUCUGGCUCACAUCAUAGCUAACAACAGCAAGAAACAUAGCAUAAGAUUUGUGACAUUGUCUGCGACAAAUGCCAAAACAAAUGAUGUGCGAGAUGUCAUAAAGCAAGCUCAGAAUGAAAAGAGCUUCUUCAAAAGGAAAACCAUCCUUUUUAUUGAUGAGAUUCAUCGGUUCAAUAAAUCUCAACAGGAUACCUUCCUGCCUCACGUGGAAUGUGGGACGAUCACACUGAUUGGUGCAACCACAGAAAAUCCUUCCUUCCAAGUCAAUGCUGCUCUUUUGAGCCGCUGUAGAGUUAUUGUUCUUGAGAAGCUUCCAGUAGAGGCAAUGGUGACUGUUUUAAUGCGAGCAAUCAACUCACUGGGAAUCCAUGUCUUAGACUCCAGUCGUCCCACUGACCCUCUGAGCCAUAGCAGCAACAGCAGUUCUGAACCCUCCGUAUUCAUUGAGGACAAAGCAGUGGACACUCUGGCUUAUCUGAGUGAUGGGGAUGCCCGGGCUGGCUUGAAUGGACUGCAGCUGGCAGUGUUGGCCAGGUUAAGUUCUAGGAAGAUGUUUUGUAAGAAGAGUGGGCAAACCUAUUCUCCUAGUAGAGUCCUGAUUACUGAAAAUGACGUGAAGGAAGGCCUCCAGCGGUCUCACAUUUUAUAUGAUCGAGCAGGAGAAGAGCAUUACAACUGUAUCUCUGCACUACAUAAGUCCAUGCGGGGUUCAGACCAGAGUGCCUCCCUCUAUUGGCUUGCACGCAUGCUUGAAGGAGGAGAAGACCCUCUCUACGUGGCCAGGAGACUUGUGAGGUUUGCCAGUGAGGACAUAGGUCUGGCGGAUCCAUCUGCAUUAACACAAGCCGUUGCUGCCUACCAAGGCUGUCACUUCAUAGGCAUGCCCGAAUGUGAGGUGCUUCUGGCCCAGUGUGUCGUCUAUUUUGCCAGGGCUCCCAAGUCUAUUGAGGUGUACAGUGCCUAUAACAAUGUCAAAGCCUGUCUGAGAAACCACCAAGGGCCUCUACCACCGGUCCCGCUGCACCUGAGGAAUGCACCCACCAGACUGAUGAAGGACUUGGGCUACGGCAAGGGCUAUAAGUACAACCCCGUGUACAGUGAACCUGUGGAUCAGGACUACCUACCAGAAGAAUUGAGAGGAGUUGAUUUCUUUAAGCAGAGGCGAUGCUGACUGUUUUGAGGCUAUGGCCAUGGAAGGAGGUAUCUUGUUUUUAGUGAGGGCAGAAAGGAUGUGAAGUCAGUUACUAGGUGGAAGUUAAAAACAGACCAACAUUCUGUCAGAGGCCCUUAGGUGGAGGCACGGUUACUUCAGCUAAAUGUAUAACAUUGAAAUUGUGUUCAUUGGCACUCUGUGCAUUGGUUAUGCUUAUGAAAAUAUCUGGCAGCUUUGUGCAAUGAAUUAAUGUUAUAAGGAAUUAUCUAUUUUGUCAUAGUAUUUAAGUCAUAAUGUCAUUUCAGAAUUCAGUUCUGUAGGAUUUCUUUUCUUUAAAAAUGUAUAUUCUGGGUAGUUUCAAUUGGUAAAAAAAAUGUAAUUGUGAUUUAAUACUGCAUAGUGUUGAGUAUUUUUUUUAUAUGCAAAGGUCUUAUGAGCCAAUAAAACUAUUUCAAAGUA